GUCGGAGUCAUGGCUGAGUCCGGACUGAAAGCUGUGAUCUGAACAUGACGGAGCGCUGACUCCUCUCUGCUCCUGCCGGAUUCUUCUUCUCCUCUCCAGGAGGCCCGUGGAGGACCGAGGAGGAGGAGGGGGGUCCGCCAUGGCCGAGCCCCUGCUGAAAAGGACCUUCUCCAGGCUGAGAGGGAAAGACAGAUCCCGCAGGAAGACCGACCCCAAACUGAGCGAUGUUACAGUGAUGCCCGAUGCUGUCCUCCAGACAUCUUCAUCACCAUCAUCACCAUCGAUGACGACCACAAGAACUCUACCAGCAGCAGCAGACCCUGAUCCCCCCUCGCCCCCACAAAACCACAUCACAGUUGCUAAGAAACAGAUGUGGGCAAGGCAGGGCUCUGCGGCUCCACCCACCAACCUGCCCUCAUGCUCCGCCCCCAGAACCUCCGACCGGGAGCGACCAGCAGGGAUAUCCCAAGAUGCACCUGGGCAGGCCUGGAGUCAGAGGCUAGCACAGGAUAAGACAGAGCAGUGCAGCACCAGGAUGUGUGUCAGUCUGGCCUGGGAUAUGACCAGCACCUCCUGUGUUCCUGUCAGUGCCUCUGCUGUCCACCAGGAAGCCCCCCAGCCAGCAGGGGGCUCCCCAGACACAACCGCCACCUCUGUCUGCACCAAGUCUGGCCAGCGUGCCUAUCUGCAAAGCCUGGAUCGCAGCAGCCGUGCCUGGGUGCUGUCUUCACCAAAGACCCAGGCGUCAGACGAGGCCUGUGGGCUGCAGGAGGAGAGUGGUAGCAACAUCUGGUACAACCCGAUCCCGGAGGAGGAGGACGCAGUGGGCCCACGCAGGGAGGAGCAGAUAUGGCGGAGGAGGGACGAGAGGGAAGAGGGACGAGCAGCUAAGAGGACGGGGCCAGGAGAUACCAGGGCCGAGCUGGGAGGUGUGUGGGUCGGGUCAGCAGAGAGUUUUAGCAGUGACUGUGCACUGGAGGGCGCCAAUCCAAGCGUUAGCCACCAUAUUGAUGACAUCACAACAGAAAAUGCAGACUACCCUCCCUCUGACUCUAGCCCCUCCUCCCAAAAGAAAGGGGGCGUGUCCGGUAGUGUGAUCGACAGGCUGCGGUCUCCUGGUACAGUGAGGAAACUCUCCCUGAAGAUGAAGAAACUUCCGGAGCUGCGCCGCAAACUCAGCCUUCGCUCCUCUUCUCGUGCCCAUCGCCAGGGAAACGACAGCAGAGGGGGUGGGGACGAGUCGUCCAGUAAGAAUGCAACAUCAUCGUCAGCCUUGUCCAACCAGAACGUGAUCAGCAGAUAUCACCUGGAUAGCUCCGCCCCUCCAGCCAGACCGCUGCGACGAUCAUCGAGAGGACGCUCUGCCAGUAAAGGAGGCUAUCUUAGUGACGGUGACUCCCCUGAGUUGUUGCCACGGCAACAGGCCACUCCCCCUACAACUUCCCAGGAAACGGCAUGCGACGUCAGUUCCUUCCGAUUGUACGUGGGCUCGGAUCCGCAGCGCUGCAGCCAGCGGGUGACUGGUUUACUGACCGUCCAUCUGCUGGGCCUGGAGGAGAUGAAGACCAGCAGGUCAGAGGGCAGUAAGGACGUCUUCUUGGCCAUCCAGAUUGACGGGGUGACGAGAGCGAGGACCGCCCUCCUGACCCUGCGGGGCUCUGCCCUCUCCUUAAACCACACCUUCCACCUGGAGCUGGAGAGAGCCCGGCAGCUCAGAGUAGUAGUGUUAACACCAGCCAAUCCACAUGUAGGUGGCGGGUCUAAAUCAGGAACGGAUCAGGGUCAGACGUCAGGUGGUCCAACCAGAAACAGAGUCUGCUGUCUGGGUGGAGUCUCCAUCCCUCCACUCUUUAAAGCGAGUCGAAGUCAGCAGCUCUGUGUGAAGCUGGAGCCCAGAGGUCUUCUUUAUGUCAAACUGUCCUUGCAGGAGAAGUGGGACACACAGCCCAGCAGCGACCCAGCAGCGCCUGCCAAUGUGUUUGGGGUCGAACUGCAUCAUCUGGUGGAGAAGGAAGGAUCUGCAGCUCCAAUCCCCCUGCUGAUCCAGAAAUGUGUGGCGGAGAUAGAACGAAGAGGACUGAAGGUGGUGGGUCUGUACAGACUGUGUGGGUCUGCUGCAGUGAAGAAGGAGCUCAGGGAUUGGUUUGAGAGGAACAGUUCAGCUGUCUGCCUCAGCGAGGACCUCUACCCUGACAUCAAUGUCAUUACAGGUAUACUGAAGGACUACCUGCGGGAGCUGCCGUCUCAGCUCAUCACCAGGACUCUGUAUCAGGUCGUCAGGGAGGCCAUGACCCUACGACCCCCACCUGCACUACCUGCGACCCCUGAUCCUGAGCUGGCCCAGAGCACCGUGGCGCUGCUGUCCUGUCUGCCGCCUCCAGAGAGGGCCACCUUGUCUCUCUUGCUGGACCACCUCAGCCUGGUGGCGUCCUUCAGCUCGUCCAACAGGAUGACGCAUCAGAACCUUGCGGUCUGCUUUGGCCCGGUGCUGCUCACCCCGACCCAGGAGGCCUGGAGGGCAGGGGGAGGAGGAGGAGGAGGAGGAGGUGGGAGGGGAGGAAGGGGAGGAGGGAAGGGGUUCGGUCACGGUGAAGAGAUAGCGAGCGCAGUGGAUUUCAAACGACAUAUCGAGGCGCUCCACUACCUGCUGCAGCUGUGGCCAGUGCCCACCCACCGAGUCCCAGCAGAGGACCACAUUGACGUCUCCCUGCCUCCCUCCCCCAACCUUGCCCCUUGCCCCCUGGACCAGCAGCAGAGGCAUCCUGCGCUGCGAUUGGCUCUGCCCCAGAACCGAGAGGAAGAGGUUGUGGUGUCACGUCGGGGUCGAGGCGGUCUGGCCCGGCUGGAAAGUCCACCACCGAUCAACCGGUACGCCGGAGACUGGAGCAUCUGCGGACGAGACCUUCUGUCUGGACAGGAGGCCGAUUAUGAUGAGGUGGCAGGAAGUGAGAGUGAUGGAGCCAGCGGAGAUGAAGAGGAGGAGAAGAAGGAGGCGUGGUCGUCCGGAGGAGGAGGGGGAGGUCUGUACGUGGAGGAGUUCAUGGAUUUUGAUGCUCCGUUUAACUGUCGACUCAGCCUGAAGGACUUCGAUACUCUGAUCCACGACCUGGACCGAGAGCUGGCCAAGCAGAUCAACAUAUGUCUGUAGAGGAAAAGGAGGAAGAUGAAGAGGAGGGAUAAAGUUUUAAAGGUUAUUGAUCAUCAAACAACUAUGACAGAAUACAGUUACUAUAUCUGAUACUGAGAGCAGACUGACCUCAGAUCAGUUGUUAGUUUGACCUCUGACCUCCUCACAGCGUCCCCUGAUCUCCAUGGAAACUGAAGAGACCGGGCAGGUCUGUCCAGACUCACAGCAGCUACAGGACACGCCUACUACAUGAUCCAAUCUCGAGAGGUUCUCUUUAGGAGAAGACCUCAGGGGGAGUGACCUGCAGUGAAAUGGGUGUGUCCAUCAGUGAAGUGGGUGUGUCCUGCAGUGAAGUGGGUGUGGCUGCAGAUAAACCCCUUUGGAAAAACAUUUUCAGGGACUUGUUUCUGUCUUCAAGACAGACUGAAAACAUCACCGCUGUGUCAAAGAAAGAAGAGAAAACAUUCACACAAACCAAAUUUUUUCUAUUUUCAGCACAAUUUUUAAAAAGAAGCUUCUUUCAUAGUCAAAAGUUUAAAUCCCAUAAAUAUGAGAAUUGCAGGAUAUGAAAUGUCAUAUUUAUGGGAAACUUGUUGUGUGAGACAUAUGUGAUAUGAGAUUUCUAAGUCAUAAUUGCUGAAUGCUCUGAAUCCGCUCCAUCAACAUUUAGUUGGAGGAAAGUGUUUUGUGAGAGCAGGCUGCAGACCGGAGCUAAGUGGUGAGUUUAACUCUAAAUGUGGAACAACAUUGAUGUGGUUCUCGUAGCAUUUUCUGCGUCUCUGGAUGUUUCCUGACUCUUGCUGGUCAUCAUGGAGGACGAGCUGUCAGUCUGUCAUUCUGUGCCAAAAAAAACUCCAAAUCCAAACAGAUCAGCUCUCUGAUCCAAAGAGGAAACUUCAGUGUCAAUAUGAAGGAGGAGAGUUCCUCUUAGAGGUGCCAGCCGCUUCAUACCGUUACGAUUAUUAUUGAUGUACAGAUGUUGUAAUGAUAAAGACCCUCUGAAGUCACAGAGGUGAACUAAAAUGUGCUGUUUUUCUGGGUAUCAGGGUCGGAUCCUGUUGGAUCACAUUGGUUCCUGUUGGAUUAAAUUGGGUAAACAUUGGAUUCUGUUGGACCACAUCGGAUACUGUUGGAUCCCAUUGGGUUAUUGCUGGAUCCUGUUGGAUCACGACAAAUCCUGUUGGAUUCCGUUUGGUUGGAUUCACAUAGAUCACGUUGGAUCGUGUUGGGUUAAUGCAGGAUCCUGUUGGAUCACAUCAGAUCAUGUUGGGUUAACGUUGGAUCCUGUUGAAUCAUGUUGGGGUAACGUUGGAUCACAUUGGGUUAACGUUGGAUUUGGUUAGAUCACGUUGGAUCAUGUUGGGUCCUAUUGGAUCAUGUUGGAUCCUGUUGGACUGUAUUUGGGCUGUUUGCACUGUUGAAGCCAUAAUUUUACUUGUUGAAACUUUAAGCUGAUGAGAACAAACUGCAGAACUCAUCGCUCUGCUGCUCCAUCCAAUCAGAGUUCCCGUAACCGCCGAUCAGCUGACAUAUUUUUAUUUAUUCCCUUUUCCUUCUGAAUGUGAUGUGACAUAUAAGAGCUUCUGAAAGGUCACUGUGGGAACAUCUUUCUAAACCAUCUGUUCCCUCUCAGGAUCUGAACCGGGUUUUUCUAUCAAAUAUUGGUCAGCUUUGUGACACAAAGCUUCAUCAUGGCGGACGUUAUGGAAGUCCUUGACUCACUGACUUGAUUUCAGAUUUUCAGUAGCUGUGGUGUCAGUUUACAGAACACCAACAGACAGUCGGUGGUUUGAUGAGGUGGAUGGAAAUUAAUUUGUCCAUUGCGCCAUAAAAACCUCUGAAUCUGAUGGCUGAUAACGGCCUUGUACACAACUCACUGUUUUGUCAUCGUUAGCAUGUAGCAUUAGCAUGUAGGUUGACUGUUUUUAGCAGUUUAUGGUGUCAUCUGAAUGGAUAGUAAAUAUAUGAAUAAAUGUAUGAAGUGAAGCUCACAGUUCAACAUUUUAAAUUGAACAUGAUGCAUGUGGAGCUCAGAAGAAGCGAGAAGAAUCCGAAGCACUUAAACAACACAAAAAACUGAAGCAGACGCUAGUUGUGUUUAGAUCAUAAUGUUCAGGCUGUAUUAAACCCACAUUCCUGUAGAGGGCGCUGUGAUGACAGCCACAGGAUUAUUAUUCAUGUAAUGUCCAUUACCCCAGCAGAUUUCUGUUGGUCCUGCAGGUUGUCCUCACCCCUUGCCAGUUUCUGUCACCCCUUCAGGUUUCUGUCACCCCCUACAGGUUUUUCUCAUCCACUGCAGGUUUUUGUAGCCCCUGCAGUUUUUUUCUCACCCCCUGCAAGUUUCCGUCACCCCUGCAGGUUUUUGUCGUCGGGUUGAGCAGCAGAGCAAUGUGAGCUCAAGCCAGUCGUCAGUAUUUUCACGGUACAGAGUUUGUCACUGUGACGAGUUUGUGAAGCCACAGAAGGAAUACGAUGCCAUAUUUAGUGUUAAUGAGAAUGUUGUUGUUGUUGUUUUAAUUUGUUUUCUGUGUUGUUCUUGUUGUUUUUGACAGUAUUACCUUGUUUUGCACAACUUCAAUAAGCACUUAUGUUUUUUAUUGAUGAUGACGAUGUUUCUAUGCAGAUGAUGUAACCAAAGUGUUGAAGCACAGUUCCUGUUGGAACAGACCACAGCAGCCUGUCUGUAUGUCUUAUUAACCUGACCAACUAUUAAACACAUUAUUAUUAUUAUUUUUAUUAUUAUUAACUGAUUGACUGGGCUGUUAUUCUUAUUAUUAGAGCUACAAUUUUUUUUUCUGUUCUGUUCAAACCGGGUAGAAGUGAGUGGAGUCAGACCAGUGUCAGUAUUAUUGAAUGCACACAGAAGGAGUUACCUGUAGCCAAUCAGAUGGCUCCUUCCAUUUCAGCCAAUACUUAAUGUGAUCACAAAGGGUCUCAUCUGUACAGUCUGCAGUGAUGAAUUAGAACACAAAGAGAGAACAACAGCUAUAAGUGAUAACUCUGCUGUUGUCCUUCAUUGAAAAUGUUUGAGUGAUGAAUGCUUCAUAAGUUAGUGAUGUGCCAUUUAAUACUAGCAUUAGCUAACAAGUUAGCAAUAUAAUGCGUCACUGAACAGCUACCAAGCUUCAUGUGGAUGUACUCUACAGCAGAUGCUGUAUUCAGGCUUGUGAGAUGGUCAGAGGUGUUCUGACCCGUUCAGCAGUAGAAAAUGUCAGAUUUGUGCUGCUUUUGGACGUUCCAGUGAUGGAAAAUGGCAAAACUAAGCAUUAAGUAUCAUACGACAGGGGAGAACAUUUCACAGCGCAGAAGGUAUUUUAUAAUACUUUGUAUGGUGUAUGUGAGUGUAAUGCUACAGUAUGAUACCAC
This is a messenger RNA of Chelmon rostratus (copperband butterflyfish), 6493 nucleotides long. RefSeq names its product rho GTPase-activating protein SYDE1. Bases 140 to 3148 code for a protein of 1002 amino acids. The transcript has 14 exons. Gene Ontology annotation, biological process: signal transduction. NCBI's taxonomy places the organism in Eukaryota, Metazoa, Chordata, Actinopteri, Chaetodontiformes, Chaetodontidae. The record is from RefSeq and is a predicted model, not a curated record.